Molecule: messenger RNA, 2881 nt
Organism: Sardina pilchardus (European sardine)
Lineage: Eukaryota; Metazoa; Chordata; Actinopteri; Clupeiformes; Clupeidae
Product: glutamate receptor ionotropic, kainate 1
Exons: 15
Coding region: 2-2557 (851 amino acids)
Biological process (GO): synaptic transmission, glutamatergic; monoatomic ion transport; modulation of chemical synaptic transmission
Cellular component (GO): kainate selective glutamate receptor complex; plasma membrane; postsynaptic density membrane
Molecular function (GO): kainate selective glutamate receptor activity; transmitter-gated monoatomic ion channel activity involved in regulation of postsynaptic membrane potential
Source: RefSeq, a predicted model, not a curated record
GAUGGGACUGUUAUUUUCGCUGCUGUACUUGGUGGCAGAGUUUGGUCUGAGUUCGCAGCAAGUCCUUAGAAUCGGGGGUAUAUUUGAGACCCUUGAGAAUGAGCCUAUAAGCGUGGAAGAACUGGCCUUCAAAUUUGCUGUGACCAACAUAAACAGAAACAGGACCUUAAUGCCAAACACCACUCUGACCUACGACAUCCAGAGAAUAAACCUAUUUGACAGCUUUGAGGCUUCCAGAAGAGCCUGUGAUCAGCUGGCUCUGGGCGUGGCCGCCGUGUUCGGGCCGUCUCACAGCUCCUCGGUCAGCGCCGUCCAGUCCAUCUGCAAUGCGCUGGAGGUGCCUCACAUCCAGACCCGCUGGAAGCACCCGUCCGUGGACAACAAGGACAGCUUCUACAUCAACCUCUACCCCGACUACGCCUCCAUCAGCCGGGCGGUGCUGGACAUCGUGCAGUUCUACAAGUGGAAGGCGGUCACCGUUGUCUAUGAGGAUGCAACCGGGUUAAUUCGUCUGCAAGAGUUGAUCAAAGCCCCGUCCAGAUACAGCAUCAAGAUCAAAAUCCGCCAGCUCCCAGCUGGAAACAAGGACGCGAGGCCGCUACUCAAGGAGAUGAAGAAAGGGAAGGAGUUUUACGUCAUCUUCGACUGCUCUUAUCAAACAUCUGCAUAUGUCCUCAAGCAGCUGCUGUCCAUGGGAAUGAUGACCGAGUAUUACCACUUCUUCUUCACCUCUCUGGACCUGUUUGCCCUGGACCUGGAGCCGUACCGCUACAGUGGCGUCAACAUGACGGGCUUCCGGCUCCUCAACAUCGACAGCCCUCAGGUGGCCGCUGUGGUGGACAAGUGGUCCAUGGAGCGCCUGCAGGCUCCGCCCAAGCCUGAGACGGGGCUGCUGGACGGCAUGAUGACGACGGAGGCAGCCCUGAUGUACGAUGCUGUGUACAUGGUUGCAGCGGCGUCCCAGCGAGCCUCCCAGAUCACGGUCAGCUCCCUACAAUGCCACCGGCACAAGCCCUGGCGCUUCGGCUCACGGUUCAUCAACAUGUUCAAAGAGGUGCAAUGGGGCGGCUUGACGGGCCAAAUCGUAAUAAACAAGACAGAUGGCUUGAGGAAGGAUUUUGACCUGGACGUCAUCAGCCUGAAGGAGGAUGGCAUGGAGAAGAUUGGUGUAUGGAACUCCAACACUGGCCUUAAUUUGACUGACAGCAACAAAGACAAGUCAACAAAUGUCACAGACUCAAUGGCAAAUCGGACGCUCAUAGUCACAACAAUUCUGGAAAAUCCCUAUGUGAUGCACAAGAAGUCUGACAAGCCAUUGUAUGGAAAUGACCGCUUUGAGGGCUACUGUCUGGACCUGUUGAAGGAGUUGUCCAACAUUCUGGGUUUCUCAUAUGAGGUGAAACUUGUCUCUGACGGCAAGUACGGAGCGCAGAAUGACAAAGGGGAGUGGAAUGGCAUGGUCAGAGAGCUCAUAGACCACGUGGCUGACCUGGCUGUCGCUCCUCUGACGAUCACCUAUGUGCGGGAGAAAGUCAUCGACUUCUCCAAACCCUUCAUGACUCUGGGCAUUAGUAUUCUCUACCACAAGCCCAACGGCACCAACCCGGGGGUGUUCUCCUUCCUCAACCCGCUGUCCCCAGACAUCUGGAUGUAUGUGCUGCUGGCCUGCCUGGGGGUUAGCUGUGUGCUGUUUGUCAUCGCCAGGUUUACCCCAUACGAGUGGUACAACCCUCACCCGUGCAACCCUGACUCAGAUGUGGUGGAGAACAACUUCACCCUGAUCAACAGUGUAUGGUUCGGCGUGGGAGCUCUGAUGCAGCAAGGAUCAGAGCUGAUGCCCAAAGCUCUUUCCACGAGGAUCGUUGGAGGAAUCUGGUGGUUCUUCACGCUGAUCAUUAUCUCCUCCUAUACUGCCAACUUAGCUGCCUUCCUCACGGUGGAGAGGAUGGACUCGCCCAUCGACUCGGCCGACGACUUGGCCAAGCAGACGAAAAUCGAGUACGGCGCCGUAAGAGACGGCUCGACCAUGACAUUCUUCAAGAAAUCCAAGAUCUCCACGUAUGAGAAGAUGUGGGCGUUCAUGAGUAGCCGGAAGAACACGGCCCUGGUGAAGAACAACCGCGAGGGCAUCCAGAGAGUGCUGACCACGGACUACGCGCUGCUCAUGGAGUCCACCAGCAUCGAGUACAUCAGCCAGAGGAACUGCAACCUCACGCAGAUCGGAGGCCUCAUCGACUCCAAAGGCUACGGAGUAGGGACCCCCAUUGGAUCUCCGUACCGGGACAAGGUGACCAUCGCCAUCCUGCAGCUGCAGGAGGAGGGCAAGCUGCACAUGAUGAAGGAGAAGUGGUGGCGCGGUAACGGCUGCCCCGAGGAGGACAGCAAGGAGGCCAGCGCUCUGGGCGUGGAGAACAUCGGCGGCAUCUUCAUCGUGCUGGCCGCCGGCCUCGUGCUCUCCGUGUUCGUGGCCAUCGGCGAGUUCAUCUACAAGUCGCGCAAGAACCUGGACAUGGAGGAGGUGAGUGUCGGCCAGUGCGAGUGGCACAACAAGUACUGACCCGAGAGCGGGUGUGGCCCCCCCCCACCACCGAGAGUCCCCUUUGGUGCACGACGCGACUUGUGGAUAUUGAUCGGUUGAUCGACGAUCGAUUUCACGAUCAUGCGAUCAGGGUGUUAUAGUGCCCAACGUUGGUUUGGGAUGUCGUCCCACGCAGAUCAGCUGGCCGUGUAUCCAACAGAUGCUUUGGAGGUUUGAGGUUGGAGUUGUGACUGGUGCCUGGACUUGCCACCAAGGACUUCACCAUGUUGUAGAUUAGUCCAUGUUUGAUUUAGCGGUUAGAGUGGAAAGAAAACUUGAAGACAUGUUUCUCUUUACACAGAU